Dichotomopilus funicola is the source of this 1800-nucleotide messenger RNA. RefSeq lists its product as uncharacterized. Bases 1 to 1800 code for a protein of 599 amino acids. NCBI's taxonomy places the organism in Eukaryota, Fungi, Ascomycota, Sordariomycetes, Sordariales, Chaetomiaceae. The transcript is spliced from 2 exons. The record is from RefSeq and is a predicted model, not a curated record.
AUGGCCGACUUCCACGGCCCCGCGCGCGUCCUGGCCGCGAUGCCGCCCGAGAUCAUCUCAUCAAUCUUGGAAUGUCUGAUCCCGCAGCCUCCGGAAAUUGGCGAGACUAAGCCCGUCUCUUACAACCAGAUGAUCGCGGACGAACCUUGGUUCAACUUCACAAGAUGCCACCGUGGUUUGAGGAGCCUCUGCCUUGUCUCGCGCCGGCUUUCCCAGACGGCAUUUCCGUUACUGUACCGAACCGUCGCAGUAUGGGAUGAGAAAUCGAUGCUGCUCUUCUUCCGGACUUUGUGCAACAACCCCAGUUAUGGGACCUGGACCCGCUACUUCUCCUGCCACCUCACGUUGACGUCGAAUACGGUGAUUCGGGAGUUCAGGGACUUGAUCCCACGGUAUCUCACCACGUUCUCCGCUGCCGAGGGGGUCGAGCCGAUGGUCAUGGCCACGGGGCGGCUGCUCGUUCUGCUGCAUGGCUCCGUCAGGGACCUCGUCGCCGGUCGUGGGGGGGAACGGUUGCCACAGAUCUUCCUCACCUUCAUACUAGCAUAUCUUUCGAAAGUCGAAACGGUACUUAUCCAAGUCCCCGUUAGCGACGACCAAGAGGAGUACCAAGUUCUCUGUGAGCAAAUCGCAGGUAUCAGCCAUUAUGACGCGAUGGCCCCAGAGAGUGCGUCUUCGCCGCGUCCCUUUCAUUCCAUCCGUACGCUCGCGAUUCAAGGGGAUCCGGAACUGCUAGCCGAGUUCGAGAAGGAGGACUGCGAGUGCGAGCACGACCACUCCGACGUCUGGGGCGCUCAACCACGCAAGUACGCUUCACUCUUCGCCAGUCUCCCCAACCUCACGACGCUCGAAGUCAGCAGCGAUGACGGGGUGUGGUCUAUGAUGCCCGACGACGAGACGUGGCCUUUAAUGCCUGACGGCACCAACCCUGACCCCUUCAACUUUGACAAACCUUUCCUGCCCAACCUCCGCCACGUUUUCCUCCACGACAGCAUCGCCUACCCCGGCGACUUGCACUACCUCCUACUCCAAGCCCCCAAACUCGAAACGCUCUACAUGGCCCCGCGAGGGGACUACGCCCUCAAGGCCUCCGUCGACGACAACGGGCUCGCCGAGCACCCAGACUCCCUCAACAACGGACUCAUCAACCACGGCAAGAACCUCCGCACCCUAGACGUCAGCUGGGAGGACAUCUCCGGCUUCGUAAGCCUCGUCGGCCCAGACGGCCGCCUCAACGCCCUCCCACAACUCCCGUCUCUCCGAAGCCUAUGCAUACAACUCGCCAUGCUCUACGGCACCCCGCAAGCCGUGCUCGAGACCCCACUAGUCGACCUCCUCCCCCCCAACCUCACCGAACUCACCCUCAUCGACUGGUGGUGGCACCACGUCGAGCUGAUCGACACCAUCCCCGAUUGGAAAGUCGAAGACAAAGUCCGCUACUACCAGUCCCAGCACCACUACCGCGUACAGGCGCUGCGGACCCUAACCGAGUUUGCGCGCGAGGUGGUGGCGCGGCUGCCGCAACUGAAGAAAGUCGUGUUCCUGGUCCAGAUUCCGUGGACAUGGAUUCUCGAAGGCGCGGUGCCGUUGGAGUUCCACUUCGAGGUCCUUAAGGGCGUGUUUCAGGAGGAAGGGAUCGCGUUCUUCGUGGAGUCGGAUGAGCAGUGUGCCUUCAGUUCAGCCUCGCAAGAUCAUCAAUCCACCCAGUCUGAUCAGCCCAACACUUAUUUCACCCGCUUCCUUUCCCGGUUCCCUUGCCGGAACGAUCCUCCCCGCGCGGAUCCCGCCAAACUUGCUUGA